AUGGCUGGUUCCACAAAAAAUUUUCAUCUCGUCCCAGUGGUGGACCGACCUUAUUUUCUCCGGGCUACGGUGGUGGGAUUACGGGCUCAACUCGAGGGACUCGGGCUCGACAGCUCCGGUCUGAAGGUUGAUCUCUAUCUUCGUCUGACGAACGGAGGCCACAGUCUCUACACUGAUGAUCGUGACCAGUCAGACAGUGACCAGUCAGACAGUGACCAACCAGACGGUGACCAAUCAGAUGGUGACCAUCCAGGGGAUGACCAGCCAGAGAAUAAUGAUGGAGACGAUGGUCAGGGAAGCGAUGAUCAAGGUGGUGAUCCACCAGGAGGAGCAGGCCAAAAACGACGCAGAGACGAUGGAGGCGGCGACGAUGACGGCGACGAUAAUGACGACGACAACCAAGGGUCACCGCCGCCGCCACCCCGCAAGACCUUAAGAGUUGGCGGUGCUAUUCCAGCAGAACUUCGGCUUCAAAUAAUGGGUUAUCUUAACUUUCCCCAAUUAUGGAACCUGACAAUGGCAGCUCCAGCGGGAUACUUGACGGAUGAUAUAGACGUGUUCGUAAUGGACGCACGCCGGCAGCACGCUAUCGACUAUCCUCCUGUUGAUAGUGACGACAGUGGCAGUGGAAGCGGUGGCAGUGGCUCUGGCAGUAGCUCCAGCAGCAACGGCAGCGAUGAUUAUGACUAUCGCGACGACCCUAACCGUCCCCUGUCUACGCUACAAUGGGUCGGCAGACGCCUUAUAUACGAUCCUGCGUUCGGGACGGCCUGGCGCGCGCGCAUCUUCCAACUCAUUGAUUCGUAUCUCCAGGUAUAUGGACAGGCUGACAAUGCGUACGAGGAUGGAAACGUGAUAGAGGACAUGUUGUAUUACUUCCGGCCCCAGCCCCUUUAUGGUACCCGCUUUCCCCUCGUUUGGGCCGCUCGGAACGAACGCCCAGAUAUUGUGCACCUCCUCCUACUGCGCGGCGAGCCUGUGGACCAGGCGACCGAGGUCACUGGCAGGGCGGCCCUGAAUGAGGCCGUGGGCGGGAUCGGGGUCCAGCUUACUGCGACACAGUCCGGCAGCGAUAGAAUGCACACCAUCUUUGCACUGAUCGGGGCCGGUGCCGACGUGACACUGGUCAGCGAAAACACACGGGACGCCGCACGGGACAUGCUCGAGGAAAUUAUGGACGUACCUGUGCCGGGCGCCGAGGAUUGGCAUACCUGGCAGAGGAUCGUAAACGUCCGAGGCUUGAGCGUCCGCGAAUUCAUUGCCGACCCACGCUCGGAUUAUUUUGACAGGAUCAGGUUGGCAAUGUAUGUGAUAGUAUUCCAGAGCGAGGACUAUCCGGGACUCGAGUGA
Molecule: messenger RNA, 1350 nt
Organism: Diaporthe citri
Lineage: Eukaryota; Fungi; Ascomycota; Sordariomycetes; Diaporthales; Diaporthaceae
Exons: 1
Coding region: 1-1350 (449 amino acids)
Source: RefSeq, a predicted model, not a curated record